AUGAGCGUAUCUCAAACUGUUAAAAGAGCAAAGAUGUCUAUGAAACAAAUUUGCACACACUCAGGUUCCUUCCACGCAGAUGAAGCUUUGGCAGUUUAUAUGCUAAGGUUGUUGCCUCAAUGGCGCGACAGCAAGUUGGUUAGAUCAAGAAAGCCAGAAGACUGGGAAGCUAGUGAUAUUGUUGUUGAUGUCGGUGGUCAAUACGAUAAUGGUGUUAAGUUUUUCGAUCACCAUCAAAGAGGUUUCUCUGAGACUUUUAAUGACAAGUACAAGACUAAAUUGUCAAGUGCUGGUUUAGUUUACAAGCAUUUUGGUAAGGAUAUCAUCAAGGAAUUGGGCCCUCAAUUAAACGAUGAUCAAGUUGAACUGUUAUAUGAUAAGGUUUACAGUCAGUUCAUCGAGAGUUUGGAUGCUAACGAUAAUGGUAUUGACCAAUAUGAUGCCGAUGUAGAACCAAAGUUCAGUGCCAAAGCUAUCACUUUGCCAAGUAUUAUUAGCAGAUUCAACCCAGAAUGGAACAAGGAUAGCUCUGAUGAGAGCUUCUACAACCAGUUCCUCAAGGCCUCUGAAUAUAUCGGAACUGUCUUUAAGGACUUGGUCAACGGCUACAUCAAUUCUUGGUUACCAGCUAAGACCCUAGUCAUUGAAGCUGUUGAGAAUAGAUUUAAUGUUGAUAAAAGUGGUAAGAUUAUUGAGCUAGCUGAGUUUUGCCCAUGGAAAGAGCACUUAUUCCAAGUCGAACGUGAAUUAAACAUUGAAAACACUAUCGAGUUUGUCAUCUUCAGCGACACAUCCGGUGCUUACAGAGUUUCCACAGUCCCUGUUACUUCUACUUCAUUCGAAUUCAGGAAGGGUUUGCCAGAGCCACUACGUGGUUUGAGAGACGAAGAACUUAGCGAAAAGAGCGGUUUCCCAGGAUGUAUUUUCAUCCAUGCUGCCGGUUUCAUUGGUGGUGCAAAAUCCCGUGAAUCUGCAAUCGGUUUAGCAAGAUUGUCUCUCUAA
Molecule: messenger RNA, 1002 nt
Organism: Kluyveromyces marxianus DMKU3-1042
Lineage: Eukaryota; Fungi; Ascomycota; Saccharomycetes; Saccharomycetales; Saccharomycetaceae
Gene: MYG1
Product: Myg1p
Exons: 1
Coding region: 1-1002 (333 amino acids)
Cellular component (GO): cytoplasm; nucleus
Source: RefSeq, a predicted model, not a curated record